UUCCGUUUGAAUGGAGGGCCCGAAUUCGGCACACCCUUCACGCACUUCGUCAAUGUUGUGCGCUCAGCUGGCUCCCGAGACGGUUCUUUGGCGCCUCAAUUCGGCACGCCCAUCAUCCGUAGUCAUUUUGGCUCAAGCCCGCAUGGGCUCGAGGAAUCGUCCGAUGGUUCUGCGUUCAGCUGCCAGCGGCAGCCGUAUGGACUCGAUCGCCCGGCUCGCGAGGCGGAAGUGUCAGGGCGAUCAGAAAAGCGGUCUCCGAUGGGCUUCUUUGGCGUUUACCGAUGUUGGCCAAGAAACAGGCUUCGUCAAGGCUCGCAACCCUAGAUUGAUACAGAAUAUGCGCAUCUGUUGUCUGGUCACUGGAGUUGGCUUAACCGCCGAGCUGAUCAUGUUCAAAGUGUGGGAUUUGAGCCCCGACCGUUACCAGUCGGAGGAACAGAUGAAGAUCAACCAGCUAUCCAACCUUAGCUUUACCAUGUUGUGGGUCUACAACAUGGUAGUUUGGACAUCCACGCUUUCUUGCUUCACCCGAAGAAUCCCGCCGCCUGUGCUAGAGAUAAUUUACACGCUGUCCAUCUCCGUGGGCAUGGUGGCCUUUGUGCUGGCCACGCCACACUAUGCUGGCCGUCUGUUGGGCCUCGACACGAAGACGCACCUGGAGCCCCGCCAGCUCACCGACACGUUUGUCGUCCUCGGGCUGGACGCGUUGGUCACCUCGACGCACAUCGUGCUCCCCAUCCGCUACCAUCUCAUGCUGUGCGUGCAGGUGUGCAGCAUCCUCUGCUACGCGAUACCGGCCAUGGUCCUCGGCAGCGCCCACCCAGGGAACUUCCCGCACACGAUGGUGGCUUUCUCGAUGCUGAUAUUCGUGACCGCCCUCGGGAAGCGCAGCCUGGACAGGGAGGAGAGGAUACACUACCUGGCGCUGAUCCGGGAGAAGUGCUUGAGAUUCGAGUCGGAGUUCCAGCUGGCCACGUACAAGGACAAGCACAAGGCACAGAAGAUGAAGCAGAAAGCGCCCGACGACGCGGAGUCGGAUAACCAGUCGAUGUCUGCGACGUCCUUCGGGAUUGGCAGCUCAAGGCUAACCUUCAAAGCGCUCGUCGAGCUGGGAUUGAGGGAGCAGUGGCUCAUCGAUGAGCAGGAGGUGCAGCUGCCUAGCGCAAGUAACGCACGACCACUGGGCGAAGGGGGCUUCGGCAUCGUGGUGCGGGGCCGGUACCAUGGAGCCAAUGUCGCACUCAAGGCGCCCAAGACAAUCUUGCAGGGCAGAACGCAAGAAGUCUUCCUUGAAGCAUCCUGCAACGAACUGAGGAUAUUGAGACGCCUGCGGCACCCCAACAUCGUUGCGCUGUACGGGGCGGUGUUGACUUCUGGAGUCGAGGGCGUCCAGGUGUGCCUUGUCCUUGAGCUGAUCAAGGGGGAAUCCCUCAAGAUGUUCAUGACGCGCAUCGUGGAGAGGGAGGAGCUUGCGCACCCCAGCUUUAUCGCGCUGCGCAUCAGAGUCCUGAUGCACGUUGCUGCGGCGCUGUGCUACCUCCACUCGCGACAGCCAGUCGUCGUGCACGGCGACAUCAAGAACACCAACAUCUUCGUGCAGCAGCUGGGCGAUUGUUCGAUGCAGGCAAAGCUCCUCGACUUCGGCCUCUCCCGCCUCGUCAAGGGCAAGGGAGGCGAUCGCCCCAUGGGCGGCACCCUGCGGUGGGUGGCGCCCGAGGUCCUGUCGGGCCGCCACGCCCCGGCGGCCGCGACGGACAUGUUCUCGUUCGGCCGCCUCGUCUUCUACGUCUCCAGCGGCCAUGUGCCCUUCUCGGGGGUGGCGGACAGGCAGCUGCGCAAGUUCCUGCUCCGCUCCCCCCCCAUGCGCUGGCCGCCGGCCUUCGAGGCGGGCCUCCUGAACCGCUGCCGGCCCCUCGCGGAGGAGUGCACGCGCCCGAGGCCCGAGCUCCGCCCCAGCGUCAAGGAGGUCUUCCCGAUCCUCCUGGGCAUGGAGGGUCAGACCGCCCCGGCCAGGCCCUCGGGCGGCUCCUCCGGCGAGGAGUCGGCACCGACGCCGCCACAGGGGCACGCGCCGCCGGUCUUCGGCGUCUUCGCCUUCGAGUCGGAGCACGCGUUCUCUUCCAUGACCAUGAGGAGCACCCCCUCCACGCAGCUCGCCGCGGUGCCCGAAUCCGCCGUCGUGAUUCCCUCCAGCCCCGCGGACACGGGGCUGGUACAGGGCGAGCGGCUGGUUCACAGCUCGUACCUCCCCAACCCCCCAUGAGACGUUGCUGAAGGCUGCCGGCUUCGUGCUGAUGCAGUCCAACCACGGCGUCGACGUCAGCGAGGGGUGCUGCUGGAUGCACGCUGGUCUUCGGAGGCUGAGGAUAGUAUGCAGUGAGAUGCAGGAGAUGCCGUGCGACGGCUGGGACGUGCCCGUCAGUGGCCAGUGCAAAGAUUGUCGACUCCUGUGCAUCGACGGUGGUGCAAAGAUGGGUGCCUGCAACUUUUGCGGGGGUGCAUAUCAGAUCCCCUGACUGCCGAGGCUCGCCCUUUGGACUUGCAUCGGAACUAAAGUGAGCAGCCCUCGGUGCCCAGGCGACAUGUUGAGCGCCCAUCGUCUUGCGUUCACAAUGGGCGACGAAGUUCGAGCAUUGCGAGUUUGUCUGCAGCUUAGACUUCGUGGACCACACACCCGUCCAGUUCUUUUAACACGCUGGUGGCCAUGCGCUGGUCAGCUGUCUCGGUUGACCUCUCUGUACAGAGCCGUUUCAUGCAUCCAGUUAUUGUGACCUUGCGCAGCCUGGCCAGGGUGGCGAGUGCUGCUGCUUUCUUUCGUCGAAGUCAGGCAAGAAAGCCAGCCUCCUCAAUUGGUGGCCAUGGGGCCAUUCUCUGCAUCACGACGAUGUGACGCAUCGCUUGCCACACCAGAGGCCCCCUUUGUCUGGGCCUCCAGUGCCACUUCACACGAUUUCUUCACAGGGCAUGGAGUGCGUGAACGAAUCAUCCGUUGUCGUGUUUCGAGCGUCGCUCUGUGUUACAAUUGCGUCAGCAGGGCGUUUCUGAUCUGUUUUCGGACAUCUCUUGUGGCAGCUGUUACGUCUGCUGAGACCUGUCCCAUUCCUUAGGUGCGCAUGGGACAUGGUGCAGCCCAGUGCUAGUUUUGGAGUUCAGCACAACCUCCUUGCGCGCCAAUGCCCUCCAGCCCAUACAUCAUCUUCCUUUCCCUGGUCUCUCCUCCCCUGCUCGCUCACCGAUCGGUUUUCCUCAGUGAGCCGCAGGCACCGACUGGGUGCCCUACGUCAGGGCCUCACGGCAACCAUCACUCCGAAGACGCGCGCGCACGGGGAGAGGACGCGGCACGGCUGUGUGACUGAGCUGGCAGGCGGCCACCCUAGCGUCAGCCGAGGCGGUGUUGUCCCCCGACGCGGUCUCCGUUCUGAAAGUUGCCGCAGGCCGCUGUCCUCUUCUGCCGUCUCAUGGUACGGCGGUGGCAGCGGUGAGCGCUUGCGGCCUCGCCCCUGGCAUUGGCCACAGGUCGCCGCGAAUGGCACAGACUGGUGCUGAUCGGUGCAGAGUCUGCGAUGGAUUUCUGAGGGCGUCUGAACGUCAGGGCCCGGCUGACUUUCCGAGCACGACACGUCUUGCACCGUUGCCUUCUUGGCGAUUCCACCCAGACUAUACAGGGUGUUAGGCGCAGGCGACCCUUGCUCUGCUGCAUCCUGCAAUAUGGCGGUCCUGUCGAUGUCUCCGAGAAGGCUCGGGGGAAGAA
Prorocentrum cordatum is the source of this 3751-nucleotide messenger RNA. The record is from the annotation of a GenBank genome assembly. Lineage: Eukaryota; Dinophyceae; Prorocentrales; Prorocentraceae.